Messenger RNA from Penicillium odoratum, 1035 nucleotides. RefSeq names its product putative peroxisome biosynthesis protein (Peroxine-7) (gene pex7). Gene Ontology annotation, cellular component: cytosol; peroxisomal matrix. The coding region runs from base 1 to 1035 and encodes 344 amino acids. The record is from RefSeq and is a predicted model, not a curated record. Gene Ontology annotation, biological process: protein import into peroxisome matrix. The transcript is spliced from 2 exons. Gene Ontology annotation, molecular function: protein binding. NCBI's taxonomy places the organism in Eukaryota, Fungi, Ascomycota, Eurotiomycetes, Eurotiales, Aspergillaceae.
AUGCUUCAAUUUCGCACCCAGGGUUUCAACGGGUCCGCCGUCAAGUACUCCCCAUUCUUCGAUAAUCGUCUCGCAGUCGCCAGUGCAGCCAAUUUUGGCCUGGUCGGAAAUGGCCGGCUUUGGAUCCUGGAACUCACACCGGAAGGGAUUGUUCCUAUGAAAUGGUUUGCCACACAAGACGCGCUUUAUGAUCUAGCCUGGUCGGAAAUCCAUGAAAAUCAAGUCCUCACAGCAUCUGGUGAUGGUAGCAUUAAAUUAUUCGACUGCGGCGUGAAUGAGUUCCCUAUCCAACAAUGGAAGGAACAUGGGCGAGAGGUAUUCAGUGUGAACUGGAAUAUGAUUGCGAAAGACAAAUUCUGCUCCAGCAGUUGGGAUGGGACCGUCCGCAUCUGGUCACCACACCGUGAACAAUCCCUCCUCACCCUCCCGAUCCACAGUUGCACAUACUCCGCAACCUUCACUCCACACAGCCCCGACCUCCUCUCCGCAGUAUCAUCUGAUGGCCAAAUUCGUCUUUUUGAUCUGCGCACUCCCGCCUCUGCCUCAAACCAUCUUGUCAUGCAGUUCCGCAACCACGGGAGCCCAGGCUUACCAGGCCAAUAUAUGCCACCCGCCGCCGCCUACCCUAACGAAGUCCUUACUCACGACUGGAACAAGUACCGCCCUUCCAUUCUCGCAACAGGUGGUGUAGACACUGCAAUUCGCACCUUCGACAUCCGAUCCCCCAACCCAGGCCUUGCGAUUACUACACUGACUGGCCAUUCAUAUGCAGUCAAAAAGUUGUCUUGGUCACCACAUCUUUCCAGUGUUCUGUUGAGUGCUAGCUAUGACAUGACCUGUCGUGUCUGGAGUGACGGCUCAGACCAACCUGCUGGGCAGUUGCCAAGUGCUGGGUCCCAGCUAGGCAUGAUGAACAAACAUACCGAAUUUGCAACCGGUAUAGACUGGUGCUUGUUCGGGAAUGAAGGAUGGUGUGCAAGCGUUGGUUGGGAUGAGAAUCUCUUCGUCUGGGAUGUGCGCGGAGUGAUGACUUGA